Molecule: messenger RNA, 2565 nt
Organism: Capsicum annuum
Lineage: Eukaryota; Viridiplantae; Streptophyta; Magnoliopsida; Solanales; Solanaceae
Product: protein ALTERED PHOSPHATE STARVATION RESPONSE 1
Exons: 5
Coding region: 303-2423 (706 amino acids)
Source: RefSeq, a predicted model, not a curated record
AUUAAACUAAUAAAGAGUAAUAAGGUGGAGCAGUACUAUUUUGUUUGCUUUUGACUCUCUCCUCUCAGCAUUGCCUCUUUUCGCCUUCCCCUCUCCGUUUUCCCCUUCAUUUGUUUUCAUAAAAGAAGGGUUUUGGUUUUGGUUUUGGUUUUGGUGUUAGGGUUUUAGCUUUUUUUGGGGGGAACCUGUAUUUUCUGAACUGAAAAUGGUGGAAACGUUCAAUUCAGUGAAGUGACUAGUUUGAUUAUUAUUAUUAUUAUUAUUAUUAUUAUUAUUAUUAUUAUUAUUAUUUGUGUAUAAAAAUGGGUGCAACAAGCUCAAAAUCUGAGAGGAGUGAAGCACUAAGAUUAUGCAAAGAAAGAAAGAAAUUCAUAAAAGAAGCAGUUGAUUCUCGAUACGCAUUAGCAGCUGCACACGUUUCAUAUGUGCAAUCCCUGAAAAACAUCGGCAUUGCACUUAGAAGAUAUGCUGAAGCUGAAGUGUUGAUUGAGUCAUCUUUAUCAACUUCAGAUAAAACACCAUCACAUUCGUCCUAUCCAUCACCAUCACCAUCUCAUAUUUGUGGUGAUGAUGGAAGUCCCAUUUCACCGAAUGUUGGUACUACUAGGUUGAGUUACAUGAAGUCUACCGGAGGAACUAGUGUUGUUACUGUCAAGGUGAAGGCGAAUUCAGAAUCUAUCAAUAUGUGUGUUGAUGAUGUUGUUGAUUUCUCAACACCGUUGCCCCCACCGCCGCCACCUCCACAUUCGGGGUCUUGGGAUUAUUUUGAGCCGGAUGAUAAUGAGAGCUUUAGGUUCGUCACACAUAGCACCGCUAAGCAACUGAACUUUGAUGAUAAUGAUGGUGGUGGUGGUAAUAAUGGGAUUCAGGAACAAGAAGAGUUCUCGACAUCUAAAUCGGAAACUUGGAGUAAUGGUCGUCGUGGGAAAUCGGGAUUUCAAGAUUCUAGUUCAGUUAUGGUUGAUGGUGAGGCUAAAGAUAUGGGCAGUGAGCUGAAGGCAAACUGUUCUUCGGUUGGGACAAUGACUGGUAAAUCUACUUUGAAAGUAUCUGGUUCAAAGGGAGAUAAGUCUUUAGUAGUGGAUGAAAGAGAGGAUCCUUCUGAGUUCAUAACUCAUAGAGCUAAAGAUUUUCUUUCUAGUAUAAAGGAUAUUGAACAUCGAUUCUUUAGAGCAUCUGAAUCCGGAAAAGAGAUUUCAAGAAUGCUCGAAGCUAGUAAAAUUCGAGUUGGGUAUUCUGAGGCCAAAGGAAAAUCUUCGGUGUCCGCCUAUUUGUCUUCUAUGGGUUCAGUUUGCUGCAGAAGAGUGGGUGAAAACAUGUCUGAUGAAGCAGACCAUGUAACCAAGGUGAUUAUCUGGAAGAGGACCGCAUCCUCAAGAUCAUCUUCAUCGAGGAAUCCUCUUAAUAGUAAGGAUGACAAUGAUGAUAGUGGAAGUGAUUUUGUUGAAGAUUUUUGCAUGAUAGCUGGAAGCCACUCAUCCACCCUUGACAGAGUAUAUGCAUGGGAGAGGAAACUUUAUGAUGAAGUGAAGACGAUCGAGUCAAUCAGGAGAGAUUAUGAUCGGAAGUGUAACCAACUUAGGCAUCAAUUUGCCAAAGAUGUUAGCGCCCAAAUAAUUGACAAAACACGGUCAGUGGUCAAAGAUCUCCAUUCACGUAUCAGGGUGGCUCUAUAUUCAGUUGAUUCGAUAUCAAAGCGGAUAGAGAAAAUGAGGGAUGAAGAGUUGUUGCCUCAAAUUUUGGAACUUAUACAAGGAUUGAUCAAAAUGUGGAGAGCGAUGCUUGAAUGCCAUCAUGCCCAGUAUAUAACCAUUUCUCUAGCAUACCAUGCCAAAGCUUCAGUUUCAAGUCCCCAGGGUGACACUCAAAAGCUGAUUAUGAGUCAGCUGCAGGAUGAAGUAGAGUGUUUUGGCUUGAGUUUCGCCAACUGGAUUAACAGCCAUACUUCAUAUGUUGAAGCUCUUAACAGCUGGCUGCAAAACUGCAUCCUUCAACCACGUGAGCGAAACAAAGGCAGAAGAGCAUUUUCCCCCCGACGAGUUCUGGCCCCACCAAUAUUUGUGCUUUGUCGCGACUGGUCCACGGGGAUUAAAUCUCUGCCUUCUGAAGAUCUUAGUGAUGCCAUUAAGGACUUCUUGUAUGACCUGCGACAUUCAGUUGGACACCACUCUGAGGAACUGCAAAAGAAAGAUACUACUCCUGAGUCGGGGAAUGAGGAAUUGGAGGCGAAAGAUGAAGAGAAGAACGAUGAGAAGUCAUCAAAUUUGAAUCACAUACACUCGAGUUUAACAAGGGUUCUGGACCGUCUGACCAAGUUCUCUGAGGCUUCUUUAAAGAUGUGUGAAGAUAUCAGGCAGAAAUGUGAAACAGCUCGAAAUGCGUAUCUGAACUAUCGACCAGCGCCAAGAUCCUUUAGUAUAUGAUUGCGUUAUUGACAUUAUGAAAAUAUGUUAUUGUAAAUCAAUAGUGACUUCAAAGAUUGUGCCUUCUCAUUUUGGUGAAAAAUAGUGUAGGUUACUAAUUUAACUGAAAAGCUUACCCUACCAAUUGGUUACUUGACAUUCA